UUCAAGAAAACGCUAAUCAGCCCUUAUAUCUACCAAAUAAGACAAUAUUACAGUAUGUCGUUGAAUGUUAGUUCGAAAUGUUCAUUUUUUCUCACCUUUGUGCCAGUUUCAGGCUCUUGCAUGCCUUUGUCAACUGUUGAACAACCUGGAUUACUGGUUUUACUUUGAGAGUAGACCACAUAGCAAACAUUCUGUCACACAGAGCGUCAUUCUCAAAGUUUCACUGGAGCUGUUCACUUCAGGAACUCGGUGAUCCAGACUGGAUCCUGUUCACUUGUAGUUUUUUUUUUCUCUUUAGACAUCAACCUGAGCAGAUUCUUCAAAAGGAUAACACACUGCUCACAAGCUGACUUGCAGGUGGAUUUUAUUUUUGUUUUUUUUGUCUGCUGGAUUUAUUUCAUCGACUUUGGGAAAGAAAAUGUCUCACUCGGGUAGCCUCGACUUAGACAGAUAUGCAAAUGUGGACCGAUCCCGUCGGUCGACCAGUCGGAACCAGACCAGGCAGAGGACCAAGCAAGGUGAGGUCCUUUGUGACUUCUGCACUACAAGGAAGCAAAAGGCUGAAAAGUCUUGCCUGGUUUGCCUGGCGUCGUACUGCGAGGAACACCUGCAGUCCCACUAUGACUACCCCACUCUGAUGAAGCACAAACUGGUCAAAGCCACGGGUCAGAUGAGGGAGAAGAUCUGUGCCCAGCACGACAAGCUGCUGGAGGCUUUUUGUCGCACUGAUCAGACAUCCGUCUGCGUCCUGUGCAUGAUGGACGAACACAAACACCACGAAAUUGUCCCAGCUGGAACUGAGAGGACAGAGAAACAAAAACAACUCGGCACAACACUGCACAAAUCUCAACAAAGGAUUGACCAAAGAAUUAAAAAGUGGCAGGACCUAAGACAAGCAGUCGAAUCAGUUAAACACUCUGCUCAAACGGUUCUUGAAGAAAAUGAGCGGAUCUUCUCCGAGCUCCUGAAUUCUAUAGAGAGGAAGUACAAUGAAGUCAAAGAGAUGGUCCUCUCCCAUGAGAGGUCCACGGUGACCCGGGGGGAGCUAAUCCUGGAUCGUUUGGAGGAGGAGAUCACUCUUCUGAGGAAGAGGCACACCGACCUGGAGAAGCUCUCCCGCACUGAUGAUCACAUUCACUUUCUGCAGAGCUGGCAGUCUCUGUCAGGCCCCUCCGGAUAUGAAGACCUCAACAACAUCAGCGUUGCUCCCAAUUAUUCCUUUGAUGCCACCAAGCGAGCCAUUGCUGCUCUGAAAUUACAAGUGGAAGAAGUCAGCAAGACAGAAAUGAUGAAAAUCUCUGGAGCAGUGAAGGAAGUGUACAUCACCCAUGAAGCAAAGGAGGCUGAGAUAAAGCCAAGAAGAGAAUCAAUUGUGAGCAUUGAUGGUAGGAUCGUCGAAGAACCGAGGAUGAGAGAAGACUUCUUAAAAUAUUCUCACCAGUUGACUCUGGAUGUCAACACUGUUCACCCGAACCUUCACCUCUCAGAGGGAAACAGAACAGCAACAAUGAAAAGUGAAGCUAAAAACUACCCUGAUCACCCAGAUCGGUUUGACCACUGGCAGCAGGUGUUGUGCAGAGAAAGUGUGUACGGGUCGCGUUUUUACUGGGAAGUGGACUGGCGGGGAACGGAAAUCGAUGUGGCCGUUACCUACAAGGGAAUCCGCAGAAAAGGAAACGGCAAUGACUGCAGCCUCGGCUGGAACAACAAGUCCUGGAGUUUGUACUGCUCCGAUUCCAAGUUCACCUUUGUGCACAACAACAAAAGCAAAGACCUCUCUGUCCCCGUGUCAUCCCGCAUCGGCGUCUACCUGGACCAUGCAAAGGGAAUACUCGCCUUUUACGGCGUCUCUGAUGGCAUGCGCCUUCUGCACAAAAUUCAGACUGUAUUUACAGAGCCCCUGUACCCUGCUUUUAGUGUGUGGGGCUUUGGCUCUACCAUAAAGCUGUAGGAGAGCAGCCAUAGAUUGAGCUUUCUUAAGUGAAGGACUAAUACUAUUCCCAAUACUCAUAGGAAAGAUGAAAUAGAGAGUAGAAUCUGGGUUCUGGUUUAUCAUGUUUGAACUGACGUUGUUAUGUUUACUUAGUUAUGAGUUGAGCAUGGGAACAUAUUUCUUUAUUUUAUUGUAUCCGAAUCUUGGAAAAUAAUAAAAAAAAAAAUAGCUGAGUAUAACAUUUUCUGUAUAUAUUGUAUAUUUAUUUUGCCAAAUUUUGAAUGUUACUGGAAUUGUUCGGUCUGGUUCAACUAUGACAGAAAUGAAAAUGGACAAUAAUGUUGCUAUGCUUUGUUUCUGUUGCACCAGUGAAUGUUGUCGGAGAGGAUUCAUAGAUUCAUGCCUAAUGGUUGCUUGUAGUUAUGAAGCACCACACAUUUCUGGCUGAACCUUUGUUUUAAAUCACUCAGACUUCCUUUUAUAACAGCAUUUAUUGUAUGUUUAUUUUUUAAAGAAAACCAUAAGCAGUGAUUAAAAAAAAAAAAGUCUUUUGUUGUUAAAAGUUGAAAUAAAUGUACGUCAACAACAAGC
This is a messenger RNA of Fundulus heteroclitus (mummichog), 2524 nucleotides long. It is a transcript of the gene ftr14l, whose product is annotated as finTRIM family, member 14-like. The transcript has 7 exons. The record is from RefSeq and is a predicted model, not a curated record. The coding region runs from base 419 to 1951 and encodes 510 amino acids. Lineage: Eukaryota; Metazoa; Chordata; Actinopteri; Cyprinodontiformes; Fundulidae. Gene Ontology annotation, molecular function: zinc ion binding; protein binding.